CACACACACACACAAGCACAAACACAGGCAGGCGCACACACACACACACACUCACACAUACUCACACACACACACACAAGCACAAACACUGGCAGGCACGCACACACACAAGCACACACACUCACACGCAGACACAUGCACACACACACAUACACACACACAUUCAAAAACCCAAAUAAGAGAAGAAAGGCAAUGAAGACAGCAUGAGGACGAUAAUUACUACGAUGAUUAUUCUCUCUGUGACAUGCGAAGUCGAGGUAUCCGGCCAGAGCCAAAUCAGACAGAAGAGAACAUGGAUCAUUGACUCAUUCGUUAUAGAAGAAGAAAACCCAGGCCCUUACCCAUAUGUACUUGGCACGAUCCAUGUGGAGCGUGACAAAUUUGUGUGGAUCUUUCUCAAAGGGAUGGGUAUUGAGAAAGACCCUGAAAAUGUGCUGAGUAUCAACAGCAGAACCGGUGAAUUACUUGUGCAUAAGAAAGUCGACUACGAGACGUAUAAAUCUCUCUCGCUCACUUUUGAAGAACGGGAUGAACAUUUCACACUGAAAACAAAACUUGGAGUUGAGAUUAAGAUUCUGGAUAUUAACGAUCACGCUCCUGUUUUUAAUUCUUCUCUCUAUGAAGCAACAAUUGAUGAGUCUGUAGCUCAAGGUAAUCUGGUUACUACAGUCUCUGCUUCAGAUCUCGAUGACCCAAACACACCCAAUGGCACCUUUAAAUUCGCAAUCGUCUCCGUCACCCCAGAAACAGAUAAUGUUGAGUUCUACAUCAAGCAGAACAACAACAUAGGAAGUAUUUAUUUCAAAGGCUGCUUCGACUACCAGAAAGUACAGAAAUAUACACUCCUGAUCAAAGCUACAGAUAAUGGAAACAAAGUGCAGCUGUCCAGUACGAGCACAGUGGUACUGAACAUCAUCGACAAAAACAAUAACCACCCUUACAUUACUGGUCACACAGGUCCUGCAAGGAUAAAAGAACGAGAGAGUGGAGUAGAGGUUCUGCGCUUGCAGGUCAAUGACAACGACAGUAAGGGUUCACUAGCAUGGAAAGCUAAAUUCACACUUCAUGGAGAUCUUGAGAACUGUUUUAAAAUCCAGACAGACCCCAACACUAAUGAAGGAAUCCUGACUGUUGUAAAGGCGAUGGAUUAUGAGGAGCGAUCUGCAAGGAAUCUGUGGAUCAGUGUGGAAAAUGACAUACCCUACUUUUUCUGUAGGGUGAAAAAACGUAAAUCAUCAGACUUAUGGGAUGUUGAGACUCGUCCCAAAGAGUUCAGUGUGCCUUAUAACAUCACCAUUAAUGUUGAGGAUGUAAAUGACCCUCCAGAAUUCGUACUACCUUUUAAAGAAAUCACAAUCAUGGAGAAUAUAAAAAUAGGUACCGUCUUGGAAACAAUGUCAGUCACAGACCCGGAUAAGACAUUCGAUAACACAUUUUACUUUGAAAAAAAAGAAGAUAAAAUUAACUGGGUUACUGUUAAUUCAGAAACUGGUCAGGUUUUGGUCAACGAUGUUAUGGACAGAGAAUCGGCGUUAUUGAAGAACGACACUUAUACUGUCAUCGUGUAUGCUGUAAAUAAAGCUGAUCCUCAACAGACCGGUACAGGGACGCUACUCAUACACUUAUUUGAUGAGAAUGAUAAUGUGCCAUUGUUGGUGAGAAAUACAGGGGAAAUGUGUGUAUCUGACAAAACGACUAAUAUCUACGCUGCUGACCCAGACCUUCCGCCAAACAGUGCACCGUUUUACUGGCUACUGGAAGAUGACCAAACGGAAGAAAAAUGGAAGAUAGAACCAAACUUUGGAACAAAUGUGAGCCUGGUCAAAAAGGACACGGUCUAUGGUGGCAAUUAUGUGAUAAGGAUCAAAAUUUCGGAUGUACAAGGACAUGGUUCAGUCCAAAACCUGUUUGUCAAAGUGCGUUUCUGCACCAGCGACCAUCUCACUGUCCGGCUAGGCCUUAGUGCUGUUAGGAUAAUUAUCUUCACUUUACUGCUUCUGCUAGCGACUUUACUGAUGGCUCUCCAGCUCGGCAAAAAGCGAAAGAAAGCUAUGAUCCUGCAUGAUGAUGUUCCUGGGAAUCUCAUGAUAUCAAACAUUGAAAUGCCUGGAACAGACUGUGAGGUCCCGAAUCAUAUAUCCCGAUUACUACUGAACGCAAGAAGCGGGAAGAUGACCAAUGGCUUUUCCAGAAAGAAUUCACUCCUUCACGACGGUACUUCUGCAACAUCAACUGAAAAUGAAAUGUUGGGAAAAUCCCCCUGCAAGGUGUCAAUGAGCACAAACUCUCCUAAUUACAGAGAUUACUCUUAUAUUAGCAGAGUUCUGUCGAAUCGACUUGAUCAGAAACUCUUCCAGCUCCGAACUUCAGAACAGGAGCUCGGCGAUUACAAGCCACGCAGCUAUGCAGAUGAAGGACCAGAAGAAAUCCAUGAUGAAAAUCUAGAUACACUCUCAGUUCCUGAGAACGAUUUUAAUCCGGACAUCCUAACAAAUCUAAACGUACGCUUUUCCAGCCUGGCAGCUGUGUGUAGGCCUGAUUUAAUGUCACCUCCCCAAGGAUAAAUUUAAGAUCAUGUGUGACUAUGUGUAAAUUUUCUGAAUUUGGAAUCAGUGGAACAAUUUAAACUUUAAAGCCAGUUUAGAGACUAAAAAGAAAGAAAGAAAGAAAGUAAGUGACGUGACAUACGCCUAAUUACGGUGACCCAUACUCUGAAUUUGUUCUCUGCAUUUAACCCGUCCAAAGUGCACACACACAGCAGUGAACACACACACACCGUGAACACACACCAGGAGCAGUGGGCAGCCAUUUAUGCUGCGGCGCCCGGGGAGCAGUUGGGGGGGUUCGGUGCCUUGCUCAAGGGCACCUCAGUCGUGGCUGGCCCGAGACUCGAACCCACAACCUUAGGGUUAGGAGUCAGACUCUCUGACCUUUAGGACUUCGCACCAGGGUCAAGUUCAAGUGUGCUCUUAAAUAGCGUGGGAAAUUAGUUACAGCUGGCUGCGUAAUUAGCCUUUAUUCCUUCCCACUUUAGCACAUUUGUUCCGUACGUCUCUACUUGUCUUUCCUUUUCAUUCAGAAUCCUCGUCUUUGUGUCGUCUUUGUUGUCUCGGUCUUGUUUUUGGAUUUUUGUUUUUCUUUUCUUUCUCCCAGUGUUCUCUGGUUUUGUGUUUUGUGUUGUGUUUUUAAUGUAAUAAAUCAUGUUUUUAGCGAUCACCA
This is a messenger RNA of Tachysurus vachellii, 3219 nucleotides long. RefSeq names its product cadherin-like protein 26. Gene Ontology annotation, molecular function: cadherin binding; calcium ion binding. Lineage: Eukaryota; Metazoa; Chordata; Actinopteri; Siluriformes; Bagridae. The transcript is spliced from 16 exons. The record is from RefSeq and is a predicted model, not a curated record. Gene Ontology annotation, cellular component: plasma membrane; adherens junction; catenin complex. Bases 204 to 2564 code for a protein of 786 amino acids. Gene Ontology annotation, biological process: cell morphogenesis; calcium-dependent cell-cell adhesion; adherens junction organization.